Messenger RNA from Phytophthora nicotianae INRA-310, 1654 nucleotides. RefSeq lists its product as hypothetical. NCBI's taxonomy places the organism in Eukaryota, Oomycota, Peronosporomycetes, Peronosporales, Peronosporaceae. The record is from RefSeq and is a predicted model, not a curated record. Gene Ontology annotation, biological process: transcription-coupled nucleotide-excision repair; protein polyubiquitination; proteasome-mediated ubiquitin-dependent protein catabolic process. The transcript has a single exon. The annotation marks the transcript as partial. Gene Ontology annotation, molecular function: protein binding. Gene Ontology annotation, cellular component: nucleotide-excision repair complex; Cul4A-RING E3 ubiquitin ligase complex.
GAUGUCGGCGUUUGGCUACCUGCUCGACCGGAGCGUGGGGCUGCCGAGCCGCGCCUACCGCGACAGCUUAAACUCCCGACAGUCCACUAACUUACUGCAGUACUCGCCAUCGAGCAGCAACUUCAUCUUCCGGCAAGGGAUGCGCGUCUGGGGCUGCUCGCUGGACCCAGUGGAGCAGCGUUUCCUGUUGGUUGGUACUUCCCAGUCCCAACUUUUGGUAUUUGAUCUACAAACCCUAGACGAAGCCGACGCUCUGUGUAACCCUAGUUACAACACCACCAACACACUAGACCCAAUUUGCGCUGUUGGAGCCAAAACGGAGAAUGCCCAAACCUUACAAUUCGGUAUUUCCAUGGUCGACUGGUACCCUGUGGAUGGCGGGCUCUGCAUUUCCAGUUCGCUGGACGAACACGUGAAAAUUUGGGAUUUCGAGACUUUUUCUUGUGUCAGUACAUUGCAUUUACGGAGUAAAGUUUUCGGUGCAAAGUUUUCUCCAGUGAGUACGACACACUCGUUGAUCGCUGCAGCCACAGCUAGAGGGGAAUUGAGACUUGUGGACAUGGAGAGUGGAGCCACAGCUCAUAGUCUAUUGGGUCAUAAAGAUGAAAUUUGGACACUGGACUGGUCUCCAGCAAGUGAAUUUCUACUUGCCACUGGCUCACGAGACGGUGAAAUUCGUCUUUGGGAUAUUCGACGAUCAGGAGCAACAGCGUGUCUGUUGUGUUUAAACCACGAAGGAAAAGCCAAUGUACCCGGCAGAUCUAGUUUAUAUACAAACGUAAAGAGAGAGAAACCCAUGUCGUUAUCGGCUGCUGCAAAGGUUAGAAAACGAAGGAGAGUGGGUGGGGCGUCGGAAGCACAAGCAAGAGACCGACAACGAGCGCGAUCGAGAGUGGAUAACCAUCAUAUGAGGCUACACGCUUCCAUGCAUAGAGAGAGUAGAAACGACCCACAUGCAGCGGCGACUAUGUCGCUUGCAGUUGCUCAUCAAGCAGGGGUGACGAGUUUGACGUAUACCCCGGACGGGAGAUUUCUGUUGAGUAAUGGGAUGGAUGAAAAACUGAGAUUGUGGAACGCAACGUCGGGUGAACAUCAAUUUAUGAACUAUGAAGGAGUGCGAAGAGCACAGCCUCGAGCUGCGAGAAAUGUACAAAUGGCUGCAGUUCAAGAAGGAGGCGCCUGGGAGAGUACGCUGGUGUUUGUUCCAAACGGAUCGGAAGGAGCGUUGACUUCCUACCGUGUUUUUGGAGAUAGUGGUGCACCAAUAGGGUCUGCUACUGCUCACUAUCAACAGGUAACCGCGUGUCUGUAUCGAAAAACUACUCGUGAACUCUACUCAGCAGGUGAAGAUGGACUCAUCAUGAAGUGGAAACCUCCACCUGUUGACUUGUACCCUGACAUUUUCGAUAAUGAAAAUGUCGAUACUGGAGGACAAAAUGGCGAUUCGGAAGCAAUCGCCGGUGCUACUAUUGGCGAUGAAGAUGCGUGGAGUGAUGACGAAGAACCCGGAACUAGUCAUGAAUUUAUCCCACCCAUUCUUCGGGAUGAGUUCUGAAUACAUGUAUUUUUAAGUUAUGUUAUCGUCUGUACGUUGUACAAACAUUUGGUGGCGAUUUGAUUGUCUAAAUAGUAUUCUUAGACCUGACAACGGCAA